Molecule: messenger RNA, 565 nt
Organism: Pectinophora gossypiella (pink bollworm)
Lineage: Eukaryota; Metazoa; Arthropoda; Insecta; Lepidoptera; Gelechiidae
Exons: 3
Coding region: 38-487 (149 amino acids)
Source: RefSeq, a predicted model, not a curated record
UCGUGGAACGCGGAGAUACGAUCUCGUUGACAUUAAAAUGAUUUUUGAGAAUAAACUACUAGUUUGGUUCGUUUUCUUAGGACGUUAUAUGAAAGUGUUAUCAGUUCAAGUUACAAGCAACUCUAAUCCAUCUAUGUUGAAGAAUAUUGUGGGUUUAUUAUAUGACAUGGAUCUGAGCAAUCAGACUGAAAUAAUGUCUCUGUUCGGAAUUGAAAAGGAGUAUCGAGCAGAAAUUGAUAAUUAUAAUAGAUUGGGUAGCAGAUACAAGAGACAAGCCGGCGGUGGUAAAUUCGUGGAGUCAUCUAGAAUGGGUCAGACAAAGGUGUUGCAGCUGCAAAUUCAGAUGUGGAAGAAUCUGGUCUCAAGGCAAUACGUCGGAGGCCCGCACCCUCUACACAGGAUUAUUCCUUUUGCAUUCGUCGAAAUCCUUAAGUUAAAAGUAUUCGAUUACUUCUCACCGGAUAUUACGGUGGAAUCCAAAGUCUAAAAAUAGAAAUAGUACAAAUAUUACUUAUGUAAGGACUUUUUAAUUUAAAACAUUGUUUCAAUACACACAAUAACACAA